Molecule: messenger RNA, 927 nt
Organism: Candidozyma haemuli
Lineage: Eukaryota; Fungi; Ascomycota; Pichiomycetes; Serinales; Metschnikowiaceae
Exons: 1
Coding region: 1-927 (308 amino acids)
Biological process (GO): retrograde transport, endosome to Golgi; phospholipid translocation
Cellular component (GO): trans-Golgi network; endosome
Source: RefSeq, a predicted model, not a curated record
AUGAUAGAGUCCUACAUUCCCCAGGAGUACCUCCAGUACUUCCAGUACUUUCCAGAUGCCCAGAAAGUCACGAAUGCCAUCAUUUCGACGACGCCCCUCUUUACGUAUGGGUUGGCCUGCUGGGGAAUAUAUAGGAACAAGUCUUCAACAGGCUUCUCGAUAGAUAUCUGCUUGUCGAUGCUUGUGGCGUCGAUACUACGGAUCUUGUAUUAUUUUGUGACGCCAUAUGAAGUGUCGCUUUUACGCCAGUCAUUUUCUAUGGUGUUCAUUCAGUGUCUUCUUCUACGGACGGCUUUGACUUAUAGACCAAGAACAUACAACCCUGAGAACUUGGCUGAGCUUCCUGACCUACUGGAGGAAUUGAGCAAUGUACCGAAAGUAUUGGUCUCUCCAUAUUCAUACGACCAAUCGGAGUUUUACAUUCAUAUUCUUACUUCUGCUCUCCAGUACAUUUCGGUUUGGGGAAAGCAAGGUCUUCGACUUUUCGAUGUAUACUAUAAACGACCAGGUUUCUUCUGGCAAUGGAUAGACCAGGAUAAAUACUGGCUGUUUAUUGGCGUGUUUACGUUAUUUUUCACGACGAUGACGAUAUUUUUCCAAAAAUCUGAUACAUUUGGCUCUACCAUCGGCUUCUUCGGCCUUUUCGUCGAAUCAUUGCUCCCACUUCCACAGAUCUUGUUAUUGAACAGACUUCGGUCCGUCAAGGGGUUCAAACUGGUCUUGUUGAUCCUGUGGCUCUGUGGUGACCUUACGAAAUUGAGUUAUUUAUUCUUUGGAGCAUCCGACAUCUCAAUAAUAUUUAUACUUGCAGCCUUAUUCCAAAUGGGCUUGGAUCUUGUCAUUCUUUACCAAUACUUCCAUUUCAAAAAGAUAGAUGAGGCGACCCCUGAGAUACCCAUGUUCAACGUACCUCAGCCCUCAGCAUAG